AUGUCUGACCGGAUCUUCUAUAUUCAUUCUAACUUGUCCUCUGUGCCCUGGGAGGGCAGCACAGCAGCAGCAGUACCUCCCACUUCUCCUCCUACACCUGGUCACUACCAUGUCCUCUACCGAGGGUGUGGAGAAACCCAGGUGGGCUGGCAUGGAGAGACAUACUGCCUGGUUGGUGGUUACCGGACCUAUGGGGAUGCUCCUGUGGCCACCCCAGCAAAGGCGGAAGCAGAGAAACCAAUUCCCAGCCGGGCUCCCAAAAGACAUCGAGCUUUCGCAGAGUCGGAUAAAGACCUAGGUUGCUCCAGCCCCAAAAUACGGCGAUUGCAGCAUGGUGGCAGGAGGCUGACCCCACAGAAGCUUGCUGGCUGA
Molecule: messenger RNA, 372 nt
Organism: Leptonychotes weddellii (Weddell seal)
Lineage: Eukaryota; Metazoa; Chordata; Mammalia; Carnivora; Phocidae
Gene: DPEP2NB
Product: DPEP2 neighbor
Source: RefSeq, a predicted model, not a curated record